Messenger RNA from Pieris napi, 1619 nucleotides. RefSeq names its product bifunctional peptidase and (3S)-lysyl hydroxylase Jmjd7 (gene JMJD7). NCBI's taxonomy places the organism in Eukaryota, Metazoa, Arthropoda, Insecta, Lepidoptera, Pieridae. The coding region runs from base 122 to 1054 and encodes 310 amino acids. Gene Ontology annotation, molecular function: 2-oxoglutarate-dependent dioxygenase activity. The record is from RefSeq and is a predicted model, not a curated record. The transcript is spliced from 6 exons.
AUCUAAUUCAUAUGUGUUUACACUUUACUCACUUUACAGUUUACUUGUUCUAACCUUAAAUAAUUUAUAAUGUAUAGGCGAGAUAAGCAUUAACCGGUGUCAACAAAUAAAAAUUUUAACAAUGGCUUAUAUUCUUGAAGAAGCAUUAAAAGUUUUUUACGAAGAAACAUCAGAAUUAUAUUUGCAUGGUCACAUUGAUGAAGUGUACUCUUUAGAUGCAUUACAAUUUCACAGAGACUAUGUGUCAAAAAAUAUACCUGUAAUUAUUAGAGGUGGAUGUUCCAAAUGGUCUGCUACACACAAGUGGAACUCUCAGUAUUUUAGGCAAGUUAUACCAAACAAAGAAAUAACUCUAGCUAUCACACCAAAUGGAUAUGCAGAUGGGAUAACAAAAGAUAAGACUGGUAUUGAAUGCUUUGUGAUGCCAUGUGAAGUACAAACUACUAUGUCACACUUUUUAGAUAUGCUUGAAAAUAAAAGAGAAAAUUAUAUACCCUACAUUCAGAGACAGAAUUCUAACUUAACUGAAGACUUCAAAGAAUUAUUAUCAGAUGUAGAACAUGAUAUAGAUUUUGCAAGUAAAGCAUUUAAUAAGGAGCCUGAUGCUGUCAAUUUUUGGAUGGGUGACUCAAGGGCUAUAACCUCAAUGCACAAAGACCCCUAUGAAAACAUAUACUGUGUUAUUGAUGGGUACAAAGACUUCAUAUUAAUACCGCCCACUGACUUGCCUUACGUCCCAUAUAAGAAGUAUAAACAGGCGAUGUUCAAAUAUAAUGCAGGAUGGGACAUCGAAAUGAUAGAUAGUGUUGAACUACCUUGGAUUUGUAUAGAUCCUCUAAAGCCGGACUUCUUGAACUACCCUCAAUUUUCAAAAGCGCAUAGAUACAAAAUUCGCGUAAAUAAAGGGGAUUGUCUGUAUCUGCCUAGUCUAUGGUUCCACCAUGUUUCGCAGAGUCACGGAUGCGUCGCUGUCAAUUAUUGGUAUGACAUGGAGUUUGACAUUAAAUAUUGUUAUUUCAAAAUGCUUGAGAAAUUGUGCGAGAUUCAAACAUAAAUUUAUGAAAAUGUCUCUACCCACUGAUACAUUUGUGUAUAAAAAAAAUAUUGUUCCAUUCAAAAUCACACCUCGAACUGUUAAAAAUGACAAAUUGUAUUCAAAAACCUAUUUGUCAAAUGUUUAUGUUUUGAAAAUUUAAUUGUUAAUCUACAAGCUUGAAUAAAUCAACCAAAUAUAAUAUAAAAUAAGGCAAUUUAAGACUGGAUUUGAAAAAAAAUAUUUUUAACCGACUUAAAAUUAAGCAAUUAUAUUUAUCUGUAUGUAUGUGAUAUAGUUGGAGUUGGAUAAUAUUUAUGAUAAUAAAUAUUAAACUUAGACAUUAAAAGUGUGUAAAUUUUGUUUCGUUUGUCCACAUAUUUUUUGGAAACUAAAAGCCAUAGUGAUAUGGAGUAUAUUCAGCACUGGAAUUAAGAAAGCAAGUCCUUUUGAGCUUUGCUAAUAUAGUAGAAUCUGUGAAAACUUACCAAAUCUGUGGUACAAACCAUAGAGAUUGAUUGUCUAUUACUACGAUGGCAUAGCUCAAGACUUUCUUAAUCCCAGUGCUGCGUUAUUGAAGACUAAA